AUGCAAUGUCCAUUGUGCAGAGAAUCCGUGGCGGACGACAAUGCUCUCCAAGUACAUUAUCUCAUGAGCUGCCUUGGCUACCUCGAAAACGCUUCCACAAGCCAGCAUAAACAAGGUAUUUCCGAUACAAACAUGACAUUUAAUAACAUUUGCUUCAAAUUUAGCUUAUCUUUGUAGAUUUUAGCUUUGUAUGGCAUGUUUAAACGUAUCUUUUUGCUUUUAUAUAGCUCCGCCAAGCAAGAAAGUCGUGCAGUUCAGAUGGAUAAAGACGAAACCAACGUUAGCGCGGGAAGUUUAUUUAAUCAGUUCCGUGGUAGGUAUUUGCCUCGAUUGUUUAUCUUUACAAGUGCUUUUACCAUUGAUAUAGUUGAAUAUUGGGUUAUGUUGACGGGAAAUUAAAAAAUGCAUAUAGUAAAAAGCGUACAUAGUACAAAAUUUGUACUGUGUUUACUGUUGACAUUAUUCAAAUUUGAGUGUUUGAGCUUUUCUUGUGGUGUUCGUAUAAAUACGAUCAUUACAGAGGCAAGCUGUGUUUCAGUACUAGCAGACCCCGAGUAUGUUGAGUAGAACAUGUCCCAGACUGCAGAGUGGGACAAUUGGUCCACACUUUCCUCUUCAGUAAUUUUGCACACUUGACCAACUAUAUAUACACAAGCACAAUGUCAACGUUUUCAGCAAAGUCGUUUUGCCAUUACUAACUUCCUGAGAAGGGUCCUUGCUCUAAACGUUCACAUUGUGCUUGUAUAUUUCCCUCUCAAAUCCACAACUGUGUUGUUGAUUUGGCCCUUUUGUCCCACUCAUAAACCUCCAGUCAAAGACGAUUGGAAGCGAGUAAGACUCUGAGGGAUAAACAGAAGAAAGACAGUAACCCAUUUGUGCUCUGUCACAUUUUAAUUGUAAUUGGCAUAGAAUUCUACUUUCCUGAAUGUUUUUGAGACAAAAACAAGACACGUUUUUCGGAGGAUAGGAAGCAUCUGCAGUUUUGGUAAUGAAUAGCGUCCCCUAACUUAUUCCUUUUCUGUUUAGGCUGGGUCUGUCAAGCUUGAAUGGCGUCCAAUUGAUGAAUGUUUCCUAUCAGAGCAGGUGGAAGUAUCGCAAGGACUACAUGUCUGUCAACUGAUUGUGGAUGGGGAUUCUUUGUCGACAGAUGAUUUUAAUGUUUCUGAUACAAGUAGAACUAUUGAUGUUUUGAUCUCUGAAGGUAUGAAACACCUUGCUGUACCAAUUGCAAUAGGCAAUUCCAGCUUUUAGUUUAUGUGUGCAGGGGACAAUGGGAAGUAAGGUAUCACAUUGCUGAUUAUGCUGAAAAAAUACAAAUGGUGGCCUUGUAAACACAGAGUGAUGCUUAACCCAUUAAGCGCCAGUGCUCUCCCCUUGAUGAGUAAAAUUGUCUGGCGUUAGACAGAGUAAAAUACUAAAGUAGGGUGGAUCAGGGUGCAAUGCGACUCAAUGUGUUAACUAGACACAUGGGCAGAUAGGCCAGUUAACCCAUUAACGGCCAGCGCUCUCCCCUUGACAAGUAAAAUCGUCUGGCGUUAGACAGAGUAAAAUACUAAAGUAGGGUGCAUCAGGGUGCAAUGCGACUCAAUGGGUUAAUUAUACUUGUAAAUACUGAAACAUUUCGGUUGUUUCGGUAGUUUUUAUUGAAAUUUUUCAGCAUAAUCGGCAAUACGAUACCUUACUUCCCAUCAUCCCUUGCAGGCAUAAACUAAAAGCUGGAAUUGCCUAUUAUACUGUGGUGACAUUCAUUGACACAAAUCAUUUGUUGUCCAUAGCAGUCAGAACUUUAACAUAACUUGUUCUACAGAUUUGCUGUUAUGUGGUGUUAUCAUUCAGCCUGCAAAACUGUUUCAGGCCAAAAUCGUAAAAGCUCACAGAGCAGUUUGCAUGACAAAAAAUUUUCUCCAUGAUCCGUAGUUGUUCCUGCAUUUCACAAAUUUUGCCCUAAUAAAACGGGAAUUUUCUGUUUUAUGUUUCUUACCCAAUGAAAGUUUGAGUACUAUCUGCUAAAUUAGGGGUGCACCGGAUUUCAAAUCCGGCCGGAAUUCCGGCCGGAUUUAACGAAUUUUCCGGCAUCUGGUAUCCGGCCGGAUUUGGAGAAAAUCCGGCCGGAUUUAAAUUUCUGUUUUCACCUUAAAAAUUCACCAAGAAUGGGAUAAACCAUCAAUUUGGCAGCUUUAGAGUUUAAAAAACACUUAUAUUAUUAUAAAAUAUUAAGUUAUUAACAAAAAAAUAUUUUAAAUUAAACACAAUCAAAAAUCUAAACUGACACUAACUAAAAAUCGUAAAAUACAUAAACCGCCAUUUUGAAUACUGAUUUAUCCACAAUUGUCCCCAUUACCGGUUUAUUGUAAAUCCGGUUCCGGUCGGAUUUGAAAAUUCCAAAUCCGGUGCACCCCUAUGCUAAAUAUCAAGCAAAUUUACAAGAUACUGGGUACUGCCAAAUUUCUAUACUUCACUGGAUAAAUCUGGCCCGUCCCUGUGAUGAAUUAAUGUAAUUUGUAAUAAUUUAGCUUCUCAGGCUGAAGAAUCAACAGGAAACACAUCCGGAGGUGAAAAUCAUGAACUUCCCACACAACAAAAACCUCAUCUUGACCACACAGAUGAACAAGGUAUAAUGUCCCUGGGUACUUUGGUUAACAGACUGCGUAGUUAUUCCUGUGAUAAUUUGCAAUUUAUUCCAUGACAGAUGGCAGAUCUGAGGUCACCACACGACAGUUGCCUCCCGAGGGUUCUUUGUAUCGUGAGCUCUUAAAACAUCAAGUAAGAUUAACACUUGAACUGUCUGUCAGUGUAGAUAGUGCUAGUAAUAUAAAACAAGCUUUUGUUGCACCCUGAAAAAUGUAAGCCCUAGGAGAGUUUCAAGUGAAGAUCCUUCCUAUGGAGAAGGGCCCUCCCUUGAAUGUCAAAAUUCUCCUUAUGAUUUUCAGGUAUUCGCAUUCCUACAACAAAAGCUUGUUCAUAGUAAGAUUAACACCAUUUCCAACUACUUUUUGCUGGUACCAUAUGACUUUUUCAAACCCAAGGCAGUUAAAACUGUACUUACUGUAUGUCACUCUAUGUGUAAGUUGGACAUGUCUUUGCAAGAAAUUGGUUGGACUAAGGGGACUACGGAAUAUUGGUGUUGAUUUUGGUUUUAUAUAAUUUUCCUUCGUAGUUUCUGAAUGAAUAUCUUUCAGAAACCUGUACUUUAUGAAUUUCAUUUUAAAGGCUAAUAAGCACACCUUGAGUCUCUCAGUCUUGAGUUUGUACUAGUUUGAGUAUGCAGCAAUACCUAAUUAUUUUCCAUAUCAGAAUGAAUAUGUUCUUAGUACAUAUUUGAUCAGAAUUGCAUGUCUGCACUCUGGUCAGGUACAAGACUUCCACUGACAUUACUAUUAUUAAAAAUUUAAAACCUAAACCUUGUUCUGCUAGGUUGUUAUAUGUGGUAUUUUCUUGUAAUGAAUAAGAAAAAUAUCUUCUUCAGAUUUUGCAUGGUGACUCACUGGAAACAUUGACUGGUGAUGCCAGUAGUGGACGACGGGACAGGACACGAGGCCAGAGAGGAGACAGGACACGAGGUAAUGGUGUGGCUACCAGGAUCUCUCGAGAUCAGAGAAGUGGACAAGACUCUGCUCACAGGGAAUCUACUGGUGUUCACAUCACAAGACCUGGUCACACAGCUCGUUCAGAUAUCUCUGAUCUUCCCAAUGAAAGGUAGUGUUGGAUGAUAGGUUGAUAGAGGGGACUCGUUAUUGAUGAAGGGAAUUGUUAUUGAUUUCAUGACUGUGUCUAUCUCUGUGUCCAGGGUUUGAUUCCUGCAAUAUGCAGUUGUUCAUUAUAAUUUCACCUCCAGUGUGACUACUCUGGCUACCCUUGGUGGCUUGGUAGAAAUACUAGGUAAAGUCAACUAGAUCAAUAAGACACGAUCCUUACUGGACCUCCAGGGAGAACAGUUUAGAACUGAUAGAGCUAUCAGGCCAGUAUAAAUAAAGUUAGUCGAGGUUUCAACAGUAAUAACGCUGGGACAACUUGAUGUCUUUUGAUAGACAAAGAGAUGAUGUGUUAAGGGAUUCAAUGAGCUCUGAUGAAUUACAACAGUUUUUACAACCAACAAGAACUCGUCAAGAAAGCAAUGGCGACGCAGGCAAUGCAGAUGUGGGUACAACAGAAGACAGAGAGUCCUCGCUUUCAGAGAACGAAGGUAAGAAGAGUACAGCCCGAAUUACUUGGAGAUUAUGAAAGAGAUCAUAAACAUUGAAAAUUGUCCGUAUUAGAGAUGUUUGCACCCUUAGUAUUUCAUUUUUUUUUCAUCCAGAUCAUUCCGUCAGUCUAUCGUCUCACGAAGGUUUGGAAAAACGACCAGAACUUCUUGGCCAAUCAAAUGGUGAGACUGAGUCACGUGUUCAACCUGAUACUCGUGUAUCAGAUCAAGACCCGGAUGUUGACGCGAAUCAUGAAGAGUCAGUGAGUGAUCAUCGUCAGGAAACACUGCUGGUCGAUCUUCGUGAACCGUCGUCGGGAAGAGAUCGGGAAGGUUCGUCGAUGGGUCGUCGUGAUGAGUCGGGUAGUGAAAGAAGGUCGGAUGACAAUCGCGAAGGUACGUCAGGUCUAUUUUGAUUGUUUGUCCAAGGUGUGGUGAUCACCCGGGCUCGUACACGUGCUCGACAAGCAUUUUAGAAAUGGCGAGGGAACUGGAGUACCCGAAGAAAAAUCCUCGAAGCACAGAAGAACCAACCACACUUACAUGAGUUUUCAAACCCAGAUAAGUUCCCCAACAUAUCUCCUACCCUCGUCCUACAGUAGCAGACUUAAGUCAAAUUUAGUCUCACUAAAAUACCAACAAUUGCUUUAGAUUGGCACUGUAGUAUCAUAAUUAUAAAACAUUUUAAAUCAACAGGUUCGUCGAAGGCUCGACAUCGGGUACCGUUGGAUCGAGGAGAAACCACUGGUGAUCUUCCUGAGAAGUCGUCAGGGGAUGAUCGUCGGAGGCUGUCGGAUGAUAGUCGUGAAAGACCGUCGAGUAGUCGUCGUAAACAGUCGUCACGUAAUCGUCGUGGACAAUCUUCGGGUGAUGGUCGUGAACCUACAGGAGAUAUAAAUGAACGUCCAGAAGACCACCGCGAAUCUUCGGGAAGCCAUCGUGAACCUUCGGCAAACAAACGUGAAGCGUUGGGUGGAGAUAAUCGUGAGCAUUCGGAAGACAAUCGCGACCGUUCGGGAGAUAGUCGUGAACCUUCAGAAAAUAAUCGUGAGCAGUCGAGCAGCCUUCGAACUGAAGCGUCGAGUGGUCUUCGUCAAGAGACGUCGAGUGGCCUUCAGGAGAGGACAUCCACUGAUAAUCAUGAUCCAGAGUCGGUAGAUCGUCGGGAAAGAACGUCUGUCGGUCAUCUUGAAGGAACCUCGGGGGAUGAACGCCGAACAUCUAGAAGUCGUGAAGGCAUUUCAGAAUCUGAAGAUAACAGGAUCAACCCUUCAUCUGUAAACACCAGCAGCUACAUAUCACUACCGACUAAGUUAUAUCCUGACCUUACACAAAUCACACGAACUGACGCUUUCACUAAUACACGCACAACCACUGUUCAAUCCGGGCUUUUCAGUGGGGAUCUUAUCUCCCCUCGGAGAUCCGGUACCUCACUUACUGACAGCCAUGGCUUAGACAGUCAGACCAGGGGUUUAAUCUCCCCUGGGAGUUCUGCUGCUUCCUUACCUGGUCGCCGUGGUUUAGACAGCGAGAAUAACGUCACUGGCACAGAUGACUUAUUGUUUAGAAGUUAUUCAACUGGACAUUCUGGUGUGAGAACUAACACAGCAUUCACGAGAGAUAACCCGAGUAGAGAUUUUACUGCUCCUACCAGCGACAGUGCUCCCAGCCGUGAAACAAAGACCCAGAGCAAAGACAUCGGUGGUCACAACGGAGAAAUCAGCGCUCAGAGGAGAGACGAAAGUGGUCCCAGCCACGAAAUCGGCGCUCAGAGUACAGACGUCGGUGCUCCCAACAGAGAAAUCAGCGCUCAGAGCAGAGAUACUAAUGGUUCCAACAGAGAAGUGAGUUCUCAGAGCAGAGAUACUAGUGGUCCCAACAGAGAAAUCGGCGCCCAGAGCAGAGAUACUAGUGGUUCCAACAGAGAAGUGAGUUCUCAAAGGAGAGAUACUAGUGGUUCUAACAGAGAAAUCAGCGCUCACAGCAGAGAUACUAGUGGUCCCAGGAGAGAAGUGAGUUCUCAGAGCAGAGAUACUAGUGGUCCCAAUAGAGAAAUCAGCGCCCAGAGCACAGAUACUAGUGGUUCCAACAGAGAAAUCAGCGCUCAGAGGAGAGACGUCAGUGGUUCUAACAGAGAAAUCAGCGCUCAGAGCAGAGAUACUAGUGGUCCUAACAGAGAAAUCAGCGCCCAGAGCAGAGAUACUAGUGGUUCCAACAGAGAAAUCAGCGCUCAGAGCAGAGAUACUAGUGGUCCUAACAGAGAAAUCAGCGCUCAGAGCAGAGAUACUAGUGGUCCUAACAGAGAAAUCAGCGCUCAGAGCAGAGAUACUAGUGGUUCUAACAGAGAAAUCAGCGCUCAGAGCAUAGAUACUAGUGGUCCUAACAGAGAAAUCAGCGCUCAGAGGAGAGAUACUAGUGGUUCCAACAGAGAAGUGACUUCUCAGAACAGAGACAUCAGUGCUUCAAGAGAGGUGAACCGUUACCAACAAAGUGGACUCGGGGGUGACAUUCUGGCUUUAACAAGACGCAGUCCUCAAGGGUCAUUUAUGGACGACAGUAGUAUUCGACGACCACCAUUGUACACAUCUGCCCCAAGUAGACCAUCUUCAUCCCCUCCUUAUAGCUACCAUAGAGCAAUAUCUCCCUUGUCCUCACCGCGUGAUGGCGAAGUGGCCGUGUCAAGUUCAUCUAGGUAUGGACCGAGUUCUGUUUCUCGUGCAACUACUGUCACCACGCAAAGCAUGCUGGAUCGUGGAUCUCCAACAGGGUCCGCACUCAGCCCCGAGGGAACACAAGCAGUCGCUAGUGGAGCUGCAGCCGCUUCUAAACAAUUCUCGGAAGAUGGUGUCAAAGGUACAGUGAGAAUUCUGAUAGAUAUAGUAUUGGUACUGAUGCGAUGGUUAGUGCAAUUAAAGAUUGACAGUAUGAGUUAUGUUUUAAAAGUUUGCUCAAAAUUAUUUGCAUGAAAACUUGUCAUAAACCUUGCUCGUCUUGUCAACUUUGCUAAGUUUUUCUACGACAAAUGCACCUGAUCAAAAAGCUAGCGUACUAGGUUUUCAACAAGUUCAUUUCGCAUAGAAAAAUUGGCAAAUUUGCUCGUCAGUGAGUACCAAGAAAGAAUGACAAAGUAAUUUAACACUUGAAUGCUGUUGGACAGCAACAUAUUGUUGUAGUAGCUGUUGUGGCGGCCAGAAAAAACAAAAAUUGUCAAAAAAAUUUUGACAAAUAAAACUUGAAUGAAGAUUUGUCAUAGAAAACCUGCUCAUCUCUAACCCGCUUUAUGACAUGCAAGCUUGGUCGUAUUUAUUGAACUGCUUUUGUGCCUAAUUCCUACACUAUAUUUUCUCAUGUAGAACUUUUGGAAACUCUGAAGAAGAACCAAUCCUCGAGACGAAAGGUUUCUCCAGAGACUUCUCCUCGUGAAAGACUGGGCGCUAGUGAAAUCAGCGCUCUGAGACAGAAACUUGUGGAACGCGACGAAGCAGUGAAAAAACUUAAAGCGAAGAACGCUAGUUACAAAGAGAGGAUUGAACAGCUGCGGGAAAAAGAAAUGGAAUUGACGAAAGCUUUGUCCUUGGCUGAGGUAAGUAUUGGGAUAGAUAUUUUAUUGCAUAUACAUUACAAGUUGUAUUGGAUAUUUUCAAAAGAAAUAUCAGAAAUGUUUAUUCUCGUUUCUUUGUUUUGAAGACAAGUCAGAAAGCGUUAAGGGAGCAAGAGGAAAUCUCGAGUGAAUUGGAGAACGCUCUGGGCGAGAAAGAAAAACAAUUUGCAGAAAUGGAAGUCAAAGUUCUUGAAAUGAAACGAGAAAAACGUCGUAUGGAUGGCGAAUUCGAGCAAGGAAAGAAAGAUUAUGAAAAGAAAAUACAGGAUUUAAGGAAAGUUCAUGUUUUAUUAGAACAAGAGGUGGGUAUGCUGUUGUCUCAUUUCACCUCACAUGUGCUUCCACUCUGAGUUUUAUUAAACCCUGCUUGUGUGUGUUUGCUUUUCAGGUUAAAACACUUCGUGAAAAAUCAAGACAGACGUCUUCGAAAUACUCGAAGGACUACAAGGAAGUAUUGGAAAAAUGUCAGGAAUAUCUCGCUGUCUCUGCCAGCCUCAAAGACCAAGUACAAACAUUGGAAAAAGAAAACAAAGAUCUUAAAGAAAAAUUAAAGAUUGUAACUCGGUCAAGGCAAGAAAACCUUACAAGCGGAGACCACUAUCCAUCAUCUCGUCUAGACCAUCAAGAUUACUCCUCCAUCAAUACAAGCAGAGAUCACUAUUCAUCUCGUCCAGAUCAUCAAGAUCACUCCUCCAUCAAUGGUUAUCUAGACACUAACCCAUCACAUGAUCGACACCAAUUCGAUAGUUUACAAAGUCAAACUGACCCUCCACGACACUAUUCUAGCAAUGACCGAUAUCUGCCGACCACUACGCGCGAUUCUACGACUAAUACCCGGUCUCCAUACGAUAGUCACCGACCAGUGCUCGAGAAUUCCCGAUCCCAACCCGAGAGUACCGAUCACCGUACGAAUCGCUCCCGACCUCUGUCGGAAACAACCCGUCAACUCGACGAAAUGUUACGAGAUCGUCCCGAGAGUCGCCGAGGUCGAUCCGAUAUCUACGGGUCAGAAAGUUUUGAAACGAGUCCUCGUGUUGAAAGAUCUCGGAGUAGGGAAUCGAGAAGUCGUCAACGUUUGACGACUGCUGACGAUGUGACAUCGAGGACUUCCGAUCGUGAUUACAGGUAUUUGCUUCCAAAGCGCAGUCACAGCUCAGAUGCCAUCAGAAACGAGUUUCCAGACGCGUCACGGAGUAAGAUCUCACCCAGUCAAGAGAGAGGAAGUCAAGAGCUGGACAGAAGAAGCAAAGAUAGAUCACGUUUAUAUCAUUCAGGUAAAAUGAGACUAUCGCAAUUUCUAUCUAGACACCAGCAGUUGAAACAUUGAAGGUUCACAGUGUAAUAUUUAUUGCAGGUUCCUAUGAUCAUCUCAACUCAAGAUCUACAACCUCCACCCAGACCAGGGACUUGGCCCUCACAGGCCAUCGUGUAGACUUCUCCCCCACCUCUCCUGACCCCUCCCCACGUUCCGAGCGAAGACCUAGUCCCGGGAAAGGUAGCCCCUUCGCCCCUGACACCCCCCAACAGAUUGACAUAGGAAUGACUGUAUUGGUGAGCCGACAUCGUGGAGGGUUAUGCAAGGGAAUUGUUCAAUAUGUUGGGUAUUUACCUGAUAAAGAAGGCAAGGUGUAUGUUGGCCUAGAACUUAAAGAUGCAGGUAAGUUUUUAAGAGAAGAAUUGUAUGUCAUCCAGGGACAUCUAAUGUAUGUUAGAAAACGAAGUGGGUGCCAGCCGUCUUUUAUAACAUAAUGUGAAGUGUUUUAAAAACACCAUUUCGUGUGGACGAUAUAAAUUGUGGUAUCAACACAACGCAGCUGGUUUCCUGUGUUCUGCUCGUGAAUCAUUAAUUACAAAUGCGAGAAAUAAAUGAAAAGUAUUACUUUAGUUGUGUUGUGUUGUGUUGUGUUGUGUUGUGUUGUGUUGUGUUGUGUUGUGUUGUUCGACGUAAUAUUUCAGUUGUUAAUGACGUUCGUUUCUUUUUUAGAAGGCAAACAUGAUGGAACAUUUAAUGGGCAACGAUUUUUCAAAUGGUAAGAUAAAUAUCUCAAAUUCCGUCUGGUCCAUAUAAAUUUAUACAGGAUAGCUCGACUGGUACUAAGCUCAUCUUUUGUUCUCUUCUCUCAUUGUAUUUUAUGAUUGAUUUUUAUUUCAGCAAAACGAACCGUGGCGUGUUUGUUCCAUUUGAAAAAAUAGUGAUGGCGUACACGUGACUGACUCAUGAUAUGUAAAUAUAAACGCAUCGCAUCCAAAAAAUCUCGCGUCUUGUCGCCAGGCAGGUUGUAUGAAACCAAGUAGAUACUAGUGUCCAAUCAGAAUCCCGUAUUGUACCUUUACUCCUCGUUCAAACCCUACGCACGUAAAAACGCACAAGUUGUAACAAACCUGCAGCAGACUUGUAGCAAUGCUGUUCCAACAACCUGUCAACAGGAUGUGUUCGCACUGCUUGUUCCCAGCUUGUUGACAACUUGUCAACGGCUUGUUCACAACUUGCUACAAGGUUGUUGAGCUCAACAGACUUGUUAUACAAGUUGUUCCAACAACUUGUUAUCAUCUUGCAAUUCAACAAUUUCUCAACAAGUUGUGAGUGACAGCCUUGUAGCAACUUGAUAAAAUAACAGCAUUGUUACAACUUGUUGACAAGCUUGCUACAAACCUGUCGCGAACACAUCGUGUUAACAAGUUGUGAGAUUUUUACGUGUGUACAAUGGACCAUUGCAAAUGAGUGUAGGUUGUGUGUCGUUUGAACUCGGCGUAAAAAUCACGUAAAAUCUCACAUCUUGUAGCAAGUCUAUCAACAAGCCGUCAACAAGUUGUGUUCGCACUGCUUGUGCCAAAUUGUCACCAAGUUUGGAAAAACUUGUAACAACCUUGUUGAUAUUGUCAGACUUGUUGCAAGGUUGUUCGAACAAGUCCUAUACAGUCAUGAUAUAACAAUAUUGUUACAACCUUGUGUCGUUAACCUUGUAACAUUCUUGUUAUAUCAUGGCUGUAUCAGACUUGUUACAAUAACAAGUUUGAUAAUGCCAUCAAGCUUGUUACAAGUUGUUAACAACUUGUUCCAAACUUGUCACAACAACUGGGAACAAGCAGUCCGAUUUGUAAUAACUUGUUUGCAGACCUGUAACAAUCUGAAAUCUCGCAGCUUGUCAACAAGAUGUGUUCGCACUGCUUGUUCCCAGUUGUUGGGAAAAGUCUUGAAAAGUCUGGAACAAGUUGUUAUCAUCUUGACUGUAUGACUGUAUCAGAUUUGUUAGAACAACCUUGUAACAAGUUUGAUAAUGCCAUCAAGCUUGUUGCAACUUGUUAACAGCUUGUUUCAAACUUGUUACAACAAGCAGUACGAAUCACGACUUGUUGACAGCUUGUGAACAGAUUUCUAAUAACUUGUUUGCAGACCUGUAACAACUUGUGCGUUUUUACCUGUGUACACGCUACAAAUCUCACAGCUUGUCAACAAGAUGUGUGCGCAGCACUGUUUGUUCCCAGUUGUUGACAAGUCUGGUACAAGUUGUUAUCAUCUUGUAACAAGGUUGAUGAGGCCAACAGACUCGCAACAAGUUGUUCCAACAAGUCUGAUAUCGUCUGCACGUAACAAGUUGUUAACAAGUUGAUGACAACAAGCUCGUAGCAACUUGUUACGAACAGCCUGUAUUAGUCUUGUUGGAACAACUUGUAGCAAGUCUGUUACCGGAAAGCUUUGUAACAAGUUGUGAGAUUUUAAGGCGUAGUUUGUAGCUAAUUUAUAUACACAGAUUUUUAACACAUAUAGCAUCAAAAUUCUUACUUGAAUAAUAAUCAGAGAAAAUGAUCUAUGAUUUCAAAACAAUUUACGCCAGUUUGAUUUACAACGAAGUAGGAAUAUCAAGCAACCCUAGGCUAGGGUCAAGUGAGUCUAGGACAAAGUUGAAUGUCAUGUUGAUUUAUAACACAAGGAAUACACAACGUAUUUCAUGGCAACAGACAUCGCUCAAACAUAUCGUGUUGAAGGCUUUCUUCGACGCCUCAACAAGUAGUUUAAGGCCUGGGCAAACUAGGAAACAUUGUUGCGGAAAGAGUGGGUAAACACUAGGAAACAUUAGUGAGAAACAUAGCGAAACAUCAAAUGUUUCUGAAUUCGCUAGAAAACACUUUUGCUUCUCGGGAAGCAAAUUUUGUUUCCACAACAAUGUUUCCACGGGUGGACAAACAUGGAAACAUUUGAGGAAACAUCGAGAAUCACAAAAGUUUCCACAACAAUAUUUCCUUGUUUGUCCAGGGCUUUAGGACGCCGCUUUUUGGAACAAUUAUUUUUUUGGUUGUGUUCAAGAAUCACCUCUGUGCAUGAGAGCAAUGUCAAUGAAAUUUGUUCGCGCGAACAGCAAAAAAGUACGAACUGAUCAAUGCCAUCAUUUCACAUUUGUUUUUCGCUUCGCGCGAAUGCCUAGUGGAAAAUGUGCUUCAGAAAUCGGC
Messenger RNA from Paramuricea clavata, 12233 nucleotides. The record is from the annotation of a GenBank genome assembly. NCBI's taxonomy places the organism in Eukaryota, Metazoa, Cnidaria, Anthozoa, Malacalcyonacea, Plexauridae.